AAUUAUAAGAAAUCUUUUAUCUAUGGUUCAAACAUUUUUUUGUAUGCUUAAGGAAACAAUGAUGUUGUUGUUAUUGUUAUUUUUUAAAUCUAGAUGAUACAUCAAAUUCUGUUGUUUUAAAACAAGUUCAUUCUUCACUCUCAAAAGGCUGUCCCAUACCAAGUAGUUCUCUGACAUGUGGAAUGGAAGAUAUGAUGGCUGAUAUUCCAUCAAAAAUUGACUCUUUUCAAAAGAGGAGGAGUUCUUCCAGAUCAAUUAAACGUAAAAAAUUUGAUGAUGAAGUUGUUGAGAGUAGUCUUGUCAAAUCUUCCAGAAAUCGUCCACCUUCAGGUUCAUUAAUUGGUAUUGGUGGUUCUAGUUUUAAUACAACAACAUUAUCAACGAUAAUGAACACAGGUUGCUCUGAACAGAUAUUUUCAGAAAUGCCUCAAGUCACAAUUCCUGAAAAAAAGAAACCAUCUAAAUCAACUCCAAAAAGAAUAAAGAAAUCAAAGGUAACAUUUUUUAUAAAUAUUUAUUGUGUAUAACUUACUAUUUCAAAAGUAAUAUUUUUUUAAUCAUUUUAUUAACAAUCCAUAUGUUGUACUUAUUGUAUAACAUUUAAAUUUCAACAAAAAGUUUUAUUUUGAUGAUUAUGAGCGAUACAAGUAAGUGAUAAUUACUGUAUACUCUAUGCAAAAUAAAAAUCUGCCUAUACAGAUGAAUCGUUUAGGCAUAUUCAAACUUAAAAAAAUUAGUAGAAGAUAAAAUUAAAUAAAGAUUUGAUGAAUAUAGAUAAUAUACAGAGAAAAUAUGUUGAAAAAGUUAAGAAUAAAAACAAAAGUGCUUUAAGUGCAAAAUAAAAUUGUAAUAACUACAAUGCAAAACAAUAGAAUAUGCUGACUAGCUUAAACUUUCCUACGUAACAAUAUUACUUUGAAAAACAAUAAUA
This is a messenger RNA of Centruroides sculpturatus (bark scorpion), 931 nucleotides long. RefSeq names its product microspherule protein 1-like. The record is from RefSeq and is a predicted model, not a curated record. NCBI's taxonomy places the organism in Eukaryota, Metazoa, Arthropoda, Arachnida, Scorpiones, Buthidae. The transcript has 2 exons. Bases 183 to 527 code for a protein of 114 amino acids.